Messenger RNA from Pseudo-nitzschia multistriata, 1636 nucleotides. The record is from the annotation of a GenBank genome assembly. NCBI's taxonomy places the organism in Eukaryota, Bacillariophyta, Bacillariophyceae, Bacillariales, Bacillariaceae.
GGUGUUCUAGUUCGUUUUGUCCUCGUACCGAUCAAUGGUCAUCUCGUUUCGCCUCACAAAUUCGAAAUUUAUUUCGUUCGCCGUGAUACAGUACAGUACGAAGUGGCAACACCGUUCGCAACGCUCCGGUGACUCCUCUGUCUCAUACUGUAAUUACAACCCGAACCAACGAACCCUACUCUAUGGAACUCUUAUCGUCAAAUCGAAAGUGACACACAAGCAGGUCGUGUCACCGUUCGGUACCGGGGAUUGACUAGGUCCUAUUGUCCAGUGAACAACAAAUUGCAGGGGGCUCCUGUACACGACUGUUUUCAAUAGUAGAGCACGGUACUUCACUGGAAGACUCGUACAGUCUGCCGCGAGUAUCCACUCCCUUCCGGCACCGGCGACAAUGAUCUCACAGCUUUCGGAACUUUCAACAAUGCAUCCCCAGCUUUUGAGAAAACUGAGCAAGCCCUCCAAGGUCGCCUCGAUCCUGGACUGGAAAAAGGCCUCUGACAACACCGUUCUCGCGCUGAACAUCCACAAGAACCGCGUGGGCAUUGCGGUGGCCUCCCACCCCUCCCUCGGAAUACCGUGCAUCGAGCUCGAUCCCCUGCGAUUCGACGACAGCCACGGCAACCGGACGAACAUUUCCAGAUCGAUCGAUCGGCACUGCCUCGAACGAUUCUCGGACAUCAUCGAGGACUACAAGGUGCGCAGGCAGCUUUCUUGGUUGGAUCAAACCCGUGCGCGGGUGGAUUCGUUGCCGGCGUUUUUGCGUUUUUGCGCUUCUGACACACUCUCGUUCUUUUUGUGGGUUCCGAUUGCAGGUCUGUGGCGUUGUCGUCAACUGGCCCCUCCAGCACGACACCGGACGAAUGGGUGCCGCCUGUGGCCGGGUCAUAUUUGCGCUCGAGCAGCUCGUGGAACGGAGCAACGAGAGCACGGUGGACAUCGCCGAGGAACGAUUGGUCGGUGGAAACGCMGCUGCCAACGACGCCAAGGACCACGAUGGGGUCGGCAUCUUGUCGAGACCCUUUUGUCUGUGGGACGCCGGGCACAUCGAUGUCAAGCAGCGGGCGGAUCCCUCCAAGAGGGUGGACGCCUUUGGACGGUGCGCCUCCUACGGCAGGGAGGCGCGGGAGCCGCCCGUCGCCCGCGGGCAGGAGCGCCGCGACAACGAAAACGAAAACACGUACUUUGCUUCCAAGGAACAGUACUACGAGGACGAGCUCACCGUGGUGCUGGGUGUCUGGGACGACUUUUGCCGGGAACACUGGCCGGACCUGUACGAGACACGGGGCGGCAACGCCGAGGGCAUUCUCGGGAAGGCGGACGGGGCCCACCAAGCGCCGGCGUCGCCUUCGAACGACUACGGGGAUUCGGAACCGGCGACACCGGAGAAACUACCGAUCCGGGUGUCGUCGCCGAGGCUCCAAAACAUGGCGAAGAUGAAACAAAAGAAGUGCCUGAUCACCAUGCGGUGAAACGAACGAGCAGGCAAGACCAUAGAGGGAUUACAUCACACCACACCACACCACACCACAUCACGACACACCACGACACACAACACACCAAUCACGUAGACCGCAAACUGUACCAUACUGCACACACUCAACUUUUAAAAAGAACACAAUAGAAGGGACUACUAUUA